UGGACCUGAACCUGGACCUGGACCUGGACCUGAACCUGGACCUGAGUCCUGCUGUGUUUCCUGAGUGACCGCUCAAUGGAGCCUCAAUCUGCUGAUGGGGGGGUCCAGCAGCAGAGACCAGACUCUCCCAGCUGUCUGUCCCUAAAGAGCGACGCCUCCAAGGACGACUUCAUAGACUUUAAAGGACGACCUCCAUCUGCUGAUCAGAAGGUCCAGCAGCAGAGACCAGACUCUCCCAGCUGUCUGUCCCUAAAGAGUGACUGGUCGAAGGAAGACUUCAUGAACUUUAAAGGACGACCUCCAUCUGCUGAUCAGAAAGGGGACCAGGAGAGCUCGGAGGUUCCCGGUGGUCCGUCUGCCCAGCAGCAUCAGACACAGCUGGACUCCAUAUUUACGCUGCUGGAGGACCACAUCGUCACCUUUGUGAAGAGCGAGCUGAAGAAGAUCCAGAAGGCUCUGAGUUCAGAUUACCCAGAAUACUUAGAGGGUCAGAGUGAGGAUGAGGAGGUGUUGGAGGCUGAGGAUGAAGAGCAGAGGAGGAGCAGAGAGGCAUUCCUGAACAUCACACUGCACUUCCUGAGGAGCAUGAAGGAGGAGGAGCUGGCUGACCGUCUGCACAGCAAAACCUUUGCUGGAGUCUGUCAGCGUAAACUUAAAUCCUCCCUGAAGGAGAGGUUCCAGUGUGUGUUUGAGGGCAUCGCUAAAGCAGGAAACCCAACCCUUCUGAACCAGAUCUACACAGAGCUCUACAUCACAGAGGGGGGGGCUGCAGAGGUCAAUGAGGAACAUGAGGUCAGACAGAUUGAAACAGCAUCCAGGAAACCAGACAGACCAGAAACAACCAUCAGACGAGAAGACCUCUUUAAAGCCUCACCUGGAAGAGAUGCACCAAUCAGAGCAGUGAUGACAAAGGGCGUGGCUGGCAUUGGGAAAACAGUCUUAACACAGAAGUUCACUCUGGACUGGGCUGAAGGCAAAGCCAACCAGGACAUCCAGUUCAUAUUUCCAUUCACCUUCAGAGAGCUGAAUGUGGUGAGAGAGAACAAGUACAGCUUGGUGGAACUUGUUCAUCACUUCUUCUCUGAAACCAGAGACGCAGGAAUCUGCAGGUUUGAUCAGUUCCCGGUUGUGUUCAUCUUUGACGGUCUGGAUGAGUGUCGACUUCCUCUGGACUUCCACAACACUGAGAUCCUGACUGAUGUCACAGAGUCCACCUCAGUGGAUGUGCUGCUGACAAACCUCAUCAGGGGGAAGCUGCUUCCCUCUGCUCGCCUCUGGAUAACCACACGACCUGCAGCAGCCAAUCAGAUCCCUCCUGAGUGUGUGGACAUGGUGACAGAGGUCCGAGGGUUCACUGACCCACAGAAGGAGGAGUACUUCAGGAAGAGAUUCAGAGAUCAGGAGCAGGCCGGCACCAUCAUCUCACACAUCAAGACCUCACGAAGCCUCCACAUCAUGUGCCACAUCCCAGUCUUCUGCUGGAUCUCUGCUUCAGUUCUGGAAGAGGUGUUGAAAACCAGAGAGGGAGGAGAGCUGCCCAAGACCCUGACUGAGAUGUACAUCCACUUCCUGGUGGUUCAGUCCAAAGUGAAGAACGUCAAGUAUGAUGGAGGAGCUGAGACAGAUCCACACUGGAGUCCAGAGAGCAGGAAGAUGAUGGAGUCUCUAGGAAAGCUGGCUUUUGAGCAGCUGCUGAAAGGCAACCUGAUCUUCUAUGAGUCCGACCUGACAGAGUGUGGCAUCGAUAUCAGAGCAGCCUCAGUGUACUCAGGAGUGUUCACAGAGGUCUUUAGAGAGGAGAGAGGACUGUACCAGGACAAGGUGUUCUGCUUCGUCCAUCUGAGCGUUCAGGAGUUUCUGGCUGCUCUUCAUGUCCAUCUGACCUUCAUCAACUCUGGAGUCAACUUGCUGUCAGAAGAACCAACAACCUCCCAGAAGUCUGAAGUCAAACCUGAACUAAUACAUCUCUACCAGAGUGCUGUGGACCAGGCCUUACAGAGUCCAAACGGACACCUGGACUUGUUCCUGCGCUUCUUCCUGGGUCUUUCACUGCAGACCAAUCAGAAACUCCUACGAGGCCUGCUGACACAGACAGGAAGUGGCUCAGAGAUCAACCAGGAAACAGUCCAGUACAUCAAGAAGAAGAUAGAGGAGGAUCUGUCUGCAGAGAGAAGCAUCAACUUGUUCCACUGUCUGAAUGAACUGAAUGAUCGUUCUCUAGUGGAGCAGAUCCAACAGGUCCUGAGUUCAGGAAGUCUCUCCACACAUAAACUGUCUCCUGCUCAGUGGUCAGCUCUGGUCUUCAUCUUACUGUCAUCAGGAGAAGAUUUGGACGUGUUUGACCUGAAGAAAUACUCUGCUUCAGAGGAGGCUCUUUUGAGGCUGCUGCCAGUGGUCAAAGCCUCCAACAAAGCUCUGCUGAGUGGCUGUAACCUGUCAGAGAGAAGCUGUGAAGCUCUGUCCUCAGUCCUCAGCUCCCAGUCCUCCAGUCUGAGAGAUCUGGACCUGAGUAACAACGAUCUGCAGGAUUCAGGGGUGAAGCUGCUGUCUGCUGGACUGGAGAGUCCACAUUGUGAACUGAAGACUCUCAGGCUGUCAGGCUGUCUGAUCACAGAGGAAGGCUGUGAUGCUCUGGCCUCAGCUUUAAACCCCUCCCAUCUGAGAGAGCUGGACCUGAGCUACAAUCAUCCAGGAGACUCAGGUGGGAGGCUGCUGUCUGCUGGACUGGACACGCUCAGCCUGGAGCCUGCUGGAGUCCGGUUCUUGAGGCCAGGUCUCAGGAAGUAUUCCUGUGGACUCACACUGGACUCAAACACAGUGAACAGAAACCUCCAACUGUCUGACAACAACAGGAAGGUGACAUGUGUGAAGGAGAAGCAGAAAUAUCCUUAUCAUCCAGAGAGGUUUGACUCCAGGGCUCAGCUGAUGUGCAGAGAAGCUCUGAUUGGUCGCUGUUACUGGGAGGUCGAGUGGAGAGGAUGGGUUUCUAUAUCAAUGACUUACAGAGGAAUCAGCAGGAGAGGAGACAGAGAGGACUGUGUGUUUGGAUGGAAUGAUCAGUCCUGGAGACUGAUGUGCUCUGAUGGGAGUUACUAUGUCAGGCACAAUAACAGAAACACAAACAUCUCCUCCUCCGCCUCCCCCCCCUCCUCCUCCUCCGCCUCCUCCUUCUUGUCCUCCUUCUUCUCCUCCCUCUUCUCCUCCUCCUCCUCCUCCUCCUCCUCCUCCUCCUCCUCCUCCUCUGGUAGAGUAGCAGUGUAUCUGGAUCAUCCUGCUGGCUCUCUCUCCUUCUACAGAGUCUCCUCUGACACACUGAUCCACCUCCACACCUUCAGAGCCACAUUCACUGAACCUCUCUAUGCUGGGUUUGGGGUUGGGUCACCUGGUUCCUCAGUGUCUCUGUGUUCUCUGCAGGAGUGAUACAUACCCCCCCCUCCUCCUCCCCAAAAGAGAGAGGGGCUGAUAAUAAAAGUGUAAAACUAAGAUUUCUGAGAUUAUCUGAAAAAAUUUCUGUAUGUUAAUUUUCUUUUUAAAUAAAUCUAAAUGUUGAGAUUUCAUAAAAUAAAGUUUUUCAAAAAGAAACCAGGAUUGUAAGAUUUUAAGAAAAAGCUCAAAACAAAAGUCAGUCUUUGCAAAGAUGAAACUCAGAAAGAGGUUGAAUAACAACAGGAAGUCCAUUCUGAUUUAUUUCCACACGGAGGCUUUUAUUCUGAAACUGCAGGAAAAUGUACAUUUAUCCCAAAGUCUUCCCACCAUCUGUAGUUUGUGAACACGUGACAUCACUUCAGUUUGAAUGGCAGCAGUAAAGGGUUACUGAGGCUCGUUAAGAACAGGUCAUAGUGACGAGUUCAAUCACUUCUGCAGAAUAUAAUAUAUGAUGUCUACAAACUAACAUAUAAUAACGUCUGAAGUGCAAACGUGAACAUAAAGUGCAAACCACAGCGUGCAUGCAUUUGAGCUCAAUGACCGGCUUCCCUGUGAAUAUUUAAAAUAUAACGUGGCCCUACACAGCAGAGUCUGAGCGGCACAGUGUGCAGCUUUUAUUUUAAUGCUGGCUUUUUACUCUCAUGCAAACAUGGUCAUUACUUUUUAAGAAGGGUCAGAUUCGAUGAGCCUUAUUUGCAUUUAGGAAACUAAUCUUCCCUAAACAGCACGAUGAUGUUUGAAUGAACACGGCUGCUUCUGGGGUGAAUGUAAACCUCUGAUCUGGGUUAGAUGGGUUUAUUAACAGACCAAUCACAUGAUGAUUGUCUCAUCAUUAACACUCAUGUACUUUCAAUGUAAGCAGCUGAUCUAAUUAAUAAAGUCUGUGUUUUGAGUCGGA
Molecule: messenger RNA, 4324 nt
Organism: Trematomus bernacchii (emerald rockcod)
Lineage: Eukaryota; Metazoa; Chordata; Actinopteri; Perciformes; Nototheniidae
Product: NLR family CARD domain-containing protein 3-like
Molecular function (GO): protein binding
Source: RefSeq, a predicted model, not a curated record